GCAUACGGUCUGCGUGUUUAGGUCAGCUCUUGAACAUGUAUCCCAACAGGCUCCGAAUUCUUUACUGUAUUAUGCUGUUUCGGGAGGAGUAUGUCUAUGUUCGUGGUUAUACUGGAAGCAAGAUCGUGUACCCAACACUAGCGGAAAGCAGAGAUUCCACAGGGACCAAAGUGGUACGCAUCAACGGAAGCCUGACUCUCACGCUGCAAAGAAGCGACUUUCUGGGGAAGGAACUGACCUUGUCCUCCGUGAAAGAUGGAGAGUGGCGUCACGACGUUGUGAAUACCGCCGUCUUCGGCCUGCACGAGGAUCCUGAACACUUCUCGUCUCUCCUCGUGCACGAAUUGGAAAAUGGCGUGCAACUGCGAGGCAUCGUGACGCCUUCGCUUCAUAUUGAACCUCUGUACACCAUGGAGCGCUCUCUGAGAGGCCAAGUGGCACACAGACUAUAUGAGGUUCGCGAGGACUCUCAUCUUCCAGUUGCCUCAAGUGGAACACAGCAGAAGGUUUCAGAGCGUAUGUACCUGUGGCACCCCUACUAUGGCUAUCAGCUGCCGGUAACAAUUUGGAUGGAAGUGCUUGUUGUGUGCGACUUCGAGCAUCGAGCAGCAUUUAAGAGCGACGAGGAACAUACGACCUACGUUGUGAUCUUUAUGAGAUCGGUUACUCUGAGGUUCGUCGGCCCUACACCUAGGAUACGGUUCAGGCUUAUAGCACUGCACCGGACAGCUCAGGAAGAAUCCAACACAUUGUUAGGACUCAAACCGGGAAAUAACUCACUCAAUGGAUCAGUGGAUGGUGAAGUAACGCUUGAGAAUUUUAAAGGUUUCAUGGAGAAACGUAGGAUCAGCAGCAUGCCAGAUGUAGACAUCGCAUAUCUAAUCACAAGGCGAUACAACAUCAUCGAGUACAUCGAUGAAAACAAGAAGGAACCAGUCUUUGUACCAGGAAUGUCAUAUGAAGGAGGCGUGUGCUCGGAAAAAAAUGUCGGUAUGGGCUUCGACGAUGCAAAGUUUUACUUUGGUGUGGACACUGCUGUACGCCAGAUGGCACACUUGCUCGGAGCGCCUUGGGACGACAACACUGAAGGAUGUAAAUGGACGGACGGCUUCAUCAUGGGUGACAUCAGCCACCAGUACCCAAAGGCAUUUACGUUUUCCGAAUGCAGCAAGAAGGGAAUGCAGGAAACUCUGCUGGAUCGCCUAAAUGCAGAUAUUGCGUUCAAAAAGGCUAACCCACUGAACAGCGAAGAAAGUGAUGAGAGAGGAUGCUUUGAUCCACAAUAUUUUGAUCAGACUCUCGACGUUCUUGGAAGCAAAUUACCUGGCGAGGUAGUCGACCAAACAGAAUUCUGCAGGGUUGUCAUGCCAUAUCCAGAAAAGGACUAUAUUCACCUUUGCGAGAAUUGGUUCCAAAAUACGCGCGAGUGGCCAAAAGUUGACUGCGUGACUCGUUGCUGCUACGGCAGUGGCUGGACUUUGUACCAGCAAAUUGCUUACAAAUCUCUGGAUGGCUUUAAGUGCUACUUGAGCAGACAGAUUUGCUAUGCUGGGAGGUGCGUGGAUUCUGGGACUAACAUCAACACGUACGGAUAGAAAAGAGCAUGUUGUACACUCUGUAUUGGAUAUCACCAAUAAACAAUGGAAGAAUA
Ornithodoros turicata is the source of this 1651-nucleotide messenger RNA. RefSeq names its product A disintegrin and metalloproteinase with thrombospondin motifs like. Lineage: Eukaryota; Metazoa; Arthropoda; Arachnida; Ixodida; Argasidae. The record is from RefSeq and is a predicted model, not a curated record. The transcript has 14 exons. Gene Ontology annotation, molecular function: metalloendopeptidase activity. The coding region runs from base 36 to 1595 and encodes 519 amino acids. Gene Ontology annotation, biological process: proteolysis.